This is a messenger RNA of Opisthorchis viverrini, 438 nucleotides long. RefSeq lists its product as hypothetical. Lineage: Eukaryota; Metazoa; Platyhelminthes; Trematoda; Opisthorchiida; Opisthorchiidae. Bases 1 to 438 code for a protein of 145 amino acids. The transcript is spliced from 3 exons. The record is from RefSeq and is a predicted model, not a curated record.
AUGGCAGCCUUGGAUGAAACCAAGUUCGGGGUUGCACCACCAGGUAUGGGAAGUGAGCCAGCAGUAGCUUUGCUGACGAAUACAAAUUUAGAUAGAAAAGUGUGUUCAGCUGUAGCACCCUUCCGGUGCCUAGCCGCCAUGCCACCCGAAGGAAGCACGAGGGCUGGGAUACUGCCAGGUUGCCCAAGCCUAGGCAGAGGAAGUCGAGUGGCGGAGGUCGGAUUCGAACCACGGACCUUCGGGUCAGUAAAUUCGCGCUCUAACCACUUGGACCAUCUCGCCCCCAAUUUAGAUAGAUAUACACCCGCAGAAGGCUACAGUACUAGUUCCAUCCGAACGAUGCUCAGAAACAGCCACAUAAGCUAUCUUCAAGGGCGCCCACCAUAUUACCUGAAGGAGGCACGAGAGCUGGGCUACUACCAGGUUGUCCAGGCGUAG